Parascedosporium putredinis is the source of this 318-nucleotide messenger RNA. The record is from the annotation of a GenBank genome assembly. Lineage: Eukaryota; Fungi; Ascomycota; Sordariomycetes; Microascales; Microascaceae.
AUGUUCUUGUUCAAUGCCAAGACUCCUUCGGCAAGGCUGAGGCCGAAUCUGGUUGGGAGCACCUCCAUCAAACCCAAUGCACAUCUUCCAUCGUCACCGGACAUCCUAGGCAGUCUUAGAGCACCAGAGUAUGGCAGGACCUUACACCAAACAGCUAGAUGCAGAACACCAGCCCGAGAGGGACUGAACCGACUGUGGACCCAAAUCCCACAGCACAACGUGAGCCACGGAACCGGGAAGGCACGGAGCUGGCCAGGCCCCACCGUGUUCAACUUUUCUCGUCCCUCCCUCAUUCGUCUAGCGGCGAACAUGGCCUAA